Rhineura floridana is the source of this 1314-nucleotide messenger RNA. RefSeq names its product TERF2 interacting protein (gene TERF2IP). The annotation marks the transcript as partial. Gene Ontology annotation, molecular function: telomeric repeat DNA binding. Gene Ontology annotation, biological process: regulation of DNA-templated transcription; telomere maintenance via telomere lengthening. The transcript is spliced from 3 exons. Gene Ontology annotation, cellular component: shelterin complex. The record is from RefSeq and is a predicted model, not a curated record. Lineage: Eukaryota; Metazoa; Chordata; Lepidosauria; Squamata; Rhineuridae.
GGGGCGGCUCGGCCUCCCCGGCCACGGGGCUCCUCGCGGCGGGCGUCGCCAUCUUGCCGGCCUUGCGGGAGCUUUCUCUGUCGCGGGAAGCAGAAGCGGAGGCACUUCCGUGUCAGCGACGGCGCUUCUACGGCUGACGCCACGCCCUCCUCGGGGCCCCGCCCCGGCGCUCCUCUGACUGCGCCUGCGCGCACGGGAGCCUCACCCGCCCGCCCCUGGUCUGAGCCGGCGAGCGCCUCUGAGCGCGUGCAGAGUGCCCUUCCCGCCGGCCCGGCCCCCCUUCGCCCUGCUGGCGCUGAUCCUAGGCCGGCGGUGGCCACAGCGGGAGGGCCGGAGGUCGCGCCCUGCUCGCGGCAGGCCAUGGGUGACCGCUACCUCAAGCGGCUGCGGGGCAGGGAACACCUCUGCCUGCCCGGCCAGAGCCCCAAGCGCCGAGCGCCAGACCUUGCGCCUGCCGGCAGGGUGGCGGCCGUCCAAAGUAAGGAAGCUGCAGAUGUCCCCCAGCGAGAGAAUGAAAGGCAGAAGGUGGAAGGAUCAAAGGCAGCACGGAGCAUUUUCCAGAUGGCUAACAAAGAAUUUGAAGACAAUGAGGGAGAUAGUGAGAGCUCCAGCCCUGCAGAAGAUGUGUCUCUAGAACACACAGAGCUCAGGACCUCUGAAGAAGCAGCGUCUCCUAAUCCCAUAAUUGGAGUGAUUGAGUUUGUAUCUGGGGGAGAUCCAGCGGUGCCCAAAAGCCAGUUACCAGCGGAAGAGCAGCGACCUUUGGCUCCUUCUGCUGCGGAAGUGGCCAUGGCUGCUGAGGACAUAAAGCACUUCAUGGAAGAGUUUGACACGGACCUGGCAACUGUGACUCAAGCUUUUUUGAAAAACAGUGGGGAAGUGGCAGCUGUGGCAUGUUGCCUGCGCACUGGGCAGUGCCCAGGCGGUUGUCCUCUUUGGAGCAGGCAGGAUGAUGUGCAUUUGCUGAAGAGGGAAGAUGACCUCAGAAGCACGCUGGUGGCAAAAUACGGAGCAGAGAAUGUGAACAAGCGAGAGGCAUUCAGGAAAAGUUAGCUUCUGGCAGACAUGGUUGCUCCCUCCUCUUUCUCACACAGGUGUCCUUUGGAGGAGUUUUUGAGCUUCAGGCUAAAGGGAAAGUCUCUGGAGGCCAGCAGCUUGCAGCUUUUCUCUGCCGUGACUGAAAAGGAAGCAAACUCUUUGUUCCUUUCCAAUUUUUCUUCUCUUGACCUCUGUUUGUAUACAAAGCUUUUCUUCUUCAGGAGAUUUCUGUGGACUUAGGAAUAAAAUUCUGUCAAUCUUUUAACCUUAUACAAA